GUCGUGCGACAAGAUGGCGGCGCCCUUGCGCGAGUGCUGAGCAACACAACUCCUGUCGGCGAAGGGAAGAGGGAUCGAGGAAUAAGAAGGAAAAAAAAGAAACAAAAAUCGAUUUCUGUGCAACUUUUCCGCCGGAAGCAGAAGACGACGCGCAGGCACGUGCAGGGCACGCGCUCAGUAUAAUGCCGGAGCGCUGAGUGCGCGUGAAUGAGAAUGAAAACCCUGAUGAUGAUGAUGAAGGUGGAGGAGGAGGAGGGCCUGCGUCCGGUCCGUUACCCCUAAAGCAGCCCCGCCGUCACGACCCCCGUACCGUAAUAACUACAAUAAAACUGUCACCAUCAAAUAAAGUGCAACAGAAAUCUAACGACUAUCUUUGGAGUCUUCUCGCGGCUCGUGCUUGAGAUUGUGGACGCUGCCACAACGUUAGCAAGGAGCCUGAUGAAAAUGGACGUGGAUCAUCUGCACUCGCCCGCCGUGGCGCUGUCUGAGGAAGACGAGGCUGACAUGAGCGACUGGAAUCUUCCUCUCGCUUUCAUGAAGAAGCGGCACCUGGAGAAGAUCGAGGGCUCGAAAGCGCUCGCGCAGAGCUGGAGGAUGAAGGACAGGAUGAAGACGGUGAGCGUUGCACUCGUCCUCUGCCUGAACGUGGGGGUCGACCCCCCUGACGUGGUGAAGACGUCACCCUGCGCCAGACUCGAGUGCUGGAUAGAUCCUCUCUCGAUGAGUCCGCAGAAAGCUCUGGAGACGAUCGGGGCGAAUCUGCAGAAACAGUACGAGAACUGGCAACCCAGGGCGCGCUAUAAGCAGAGUUUAGACCCCACGGUGGACGAGGUGAAGAAGCUGUGUACGUCUCUGAGGAGGAACGCUAAAGAGGAGCGUGUCCUGUUCCACUACAAUGGACACGGCGUCCCCCGUCCCACCGUCAACGGGGAGAUCUGGGUCUUUAACAAGAACUACACUCAGUACAUCCCUCUGUCCAUCUAUGACCUGCAGACGUGGAUGGGGAGUCCCUCUAUCUUCGUGUACGACUGCUCUAACGCCGGGAUCAUCGUCAAGUCCUUCAAACAGUUCGCCCUGCAGAGGGAGCAGGAGCUGGAGGUGGCGGCGAUCAACCCGAACCACCCCCUGGCGCAGAUGCCCCUCCCUCCGUCCAUGAAGAACUGCAUCCAGCUUGCAGCGUGUGAGGCUAACGAGCUCCUGCCCAUGAACCCUGACCUCCCCGCUGACCUGUUCACCUCCUGCCUGACCACGCCCAUCAAAAUUGCUCUGCGCUGGUUUUGUAUGCAGAAAAGCGCCAAGCUGGUGCCGGGAGUCACACUCGACCUGAUCGAGAAGAUCCCCGGGCGUCUGAACGACAGGAGGACGCCGCUAGGAGAGCUUAACUGGAUCUUCACCGCCAUCACAGACACCAUCGCGUGGAAUGUGCUGCCUAGAGAUCUUUUCCAGAAACUCUUCCGUCAGGAUCUCCUGGUCGCGAGUCUGUUCCGUAACUUCCUAUUGGCGGAGCGGAUCAUGAGGUCAUACAACUGCACGCCGGUUAGCAGCCCAAGGUUACCGCCCACCUACAUGCACGCCAUGUGGCAGGCGUGGGACCUGGCAGUGGACAUUUGUCUCUCUCAGCUUCCCACCAUCAUCGAGGAGGGCACGGCGUUCAGGCACAGUCCGUUCUUCGCGGAGCAGCUCACGGCGUUCCAAGUGUGGCUCACUAUGGGGGUGGAGAACCGAAACCCACCUGAGCAGCUUCCCAUCGUCCUGCAGGUCCUCCUCAGUCAGGUGCACAGGUUGCGAGCGCUAGACCUGUUGGGUCGUUUUCUGGAUCUCGGACCCUGGGCCGUCAGCCUGGCUCUGUCUGUAGGGAUUUUUCCGUAUGUGUUGAAGUUGUUACAGAGCUCAGCGCGAGAACUUCGCCCCCUUCUCGUCUUCAUCUGGGCCAAAAUCCUUGCAGUGGACAGUUCCUGUCAGGCCGAUCUGGUGAAGGAUAACGGUCAUAAGUACUUCUUGUCUGUUUUGGCUGAUCCGUACAUGCCGGCCGAGCAUCGCACCAUGGCCGUCUUCAUCCUCGCAGUUAUAGUCAACAACUACAACACGGGACAGGAGGCGUGUCUGCAGGGGAACCUGAUUGCGAUCUGUUUGGAGCAGCUAAGCGACCCUCACCCUCUCCUGCGCCAGUGGGUGGCCAUCUGCCUCGGCCGCAUCUGGCACAACUUCGACUCGGCUCGGUGGUGCGGCGUUCGAGACAGCGCUCACGAGAAGCUCUACAGCCUCCUGUCAGACCCCAUACCAGAGGUACGGUGUGCGGCCGUGUUCGCUCUGGGGACCUUCGUGGGAAAUUCAGCCGAGAGGACGGAUCAUUCCACCACCAUCGACCACAACGUGGCCAUGAUGUUAGCGCAGCUCAUUAACGACGGGAGCCCCGUGGUCAGGAAGGAGCUGGUGGUGGCUCUGAGUCACCUGGUGGUUCAGUACGAGAGCAACUUCUGCACCGUCGCUCUGCAGUUUAUGGAGGAGGAGAAGAACUAUGCAGCACCCUCACCUGCAAACACUACAGAGGCGGGGAACGUGACCCCGGUGAGGGAGCGAGACAGUCCGGCGGUCCCUCGGCUCCGUUCAGUUAACUCUUACACCAACAUCCGGACGGCCAGCAUCGCCCGCAACCUCAACAAGAGCCUCCAGAACCUCAACCUCAGCGAGGAAGGCGGCCCCGUGACCUUCUCCCCCGGUAACCUGAGUGCCAGCAGCAGUGCCAGCAGCACCCUGGGCAGCCCCGAUAACGAUGAGUUCCUCCUGUCCUUCGAGACCAUCGAUAAGAUGAGGCGGGUCAGCUCGUACUCGUCACUCAACUCCCUCAUCGGUGUGUCCUUUAACAGUGUGUACACACAGAUCUGGCGCGUGUUGUUACACCUGGCGGCCGAUCCGUUUCCCGAGGUGUCGGAUUUGGCCAUGAAGGUGCUGAACAGCAUCGCGUAUAAGGCUACAAUGAACGCUCGGCCGCAGAAGAUUCUGGACUCGGGUUCUCUCACCCAGUCAGCACCCGCCAGUCCAACCAGCAAGGGAACACUCAUACACCAAGCUGGCGGGUCUCCACCCAUCCCGGGCGUGUCCAGUUCCAGCCUCACUAACGAUGUGCCAAAACCGCCACAAGCUCCGCCUUCUCGUCCCCCAUACACGCCCACUCUGGGCUCUCAAGCUCCGCCCCAUUCCCAUCAGUUCUCGCGAACACGCAAAAUGUUCGACAAGGGACCUGAUCAGAUGGCUGAGGACGGGGACGAGACUCCCGCUCACAGGAACUUCAUCAGCGUGACGCUGCAGACCGGACUGUGUGACUGGAGCGCCAAAUACUUUGCACAACCGGUCAUGAAGAUCCCUGAGGAGCACGAUGUGGAGAGCCAGGUGAGGAAGGAGAGGGAGUGGAGGUUCCUGAGGAACGCCGGAGUGCGCAGACAGAGCCAACGCAUCACACAGAGAGGAAUCACCCGAUUCGACGAUCAGAUCUUCAUCAACAGGAACCCCGGUGUCCCCUCGGUGGUGAAGUUCCACCCGUUUAACCCCUGCAUCGCCGUCGCUGAUAAAGACUCCAUCUGUUUUUGGGACUGGGAGAAAGGCGAGAGGUUGGAUUACUUCUAUAACGGGAAUCCCCGAUACACUCGCAUUACGGCCAUGGAGUACCUGAACGGGCACGACUGCUCGCUCCUCCUCACCGCCACAGAUGACGGAGCGCUACGGAUCUGGAAGAACUUUGCGGACCAGCGCAACCCCGAGAUGGUGACGGCGUGGCAGGGUCUGUCGGACAUGCUGCCCACCACACGAGUGUGUGGGAAAGCGUUUUGGAAUUGCAGCGUGAGUCGGGACUCUAGAGAGACCCCCGGCUGCUCGGGUGCUGGAAUGGUGGUGGACUGGGAACAACAGAACGGGCUUCUUAUGACAUCUGGAGAUGUUCGAGUCAUACGGAUUUGGGACACAGAAAGGGAGAUGAAGGUCCAGGACAUCCCGACAGGAGCAGACAGCUGUGUGACGAGUGUGUCAUGUGACCCGCAGCGCUCCCUAGUGUUAGCCGGCCUCGGGGACGGAUCAGUGCGUGUGUAUGACCGACGGAUGGCUCCCAAUGACUGUCGUGUGAUGACGUAUCGGGAGCACGGUGCGUGGGUGGUGAAGGCUCACCUGCAGAGAGAGACAGACGGACACAUUAUCAGUGUUAGUGUAAAUGGAGACGUGCGCUUCUUUGACCCCCGGCUGCCCGACUCCAUCAACGUUCUACAGACUGUGAAGGGACUGACGGCGCUCGACAUCCACCCGCAGGCCAACCUGUUCGCCUGUGGUUCUAUGAAUCAGUUCAUCGCGGUGUAUAACUCCAGUGGUGAUGUCAUCAGUAACAUUAAAUACUACGAUGGCUUCAUGGGGCAGAGGAUCGGCGCCAUCAGCUGCUUAGCUUUCCACCCGUACUGGCCGCACCUGGCCGUGGGAAGUAACGACUACUACAUGUCCAUCUACUCAGCGGACAAAAGACUGAGAUAACACCAUGACCUCUGACCUUUUGACCUUACAGUGCCCUACGUGCAUGGGGCGGGGAUGUAAAUGACUUCCUGUACAUAUGCAACUAUCACCAUGAAUGUUUAGUGAAGGCUGCUGAACUCUCACAGUCACUAUUGGAAUAACAACAGUAAUAAUAGAGUCAUUAUUAUUAUUAUUAUUAUUAUUAUUUUGGAGUUCUUGAUUGUAGACUUGGCUGUGCUGAGCAGUGUGUAUAUUUAAACUGCAAUUAUCAAAAACAGAUGCGUAUAUUUUACAGAUUAGUGAAAGAGGCAGUGAGCGACGCCUCUCUUUGGAGUCUAAAAGGAAAAAGGGGGCGGGGCCUGGGGUGGGUGGUUGUGUGGGUGUGGUUAUGGGACGUGCCCGCAGCAGGGUUGUUUAAGAAUGCAUUAUACUGAGAUUGGGGGGGAAGUGGGUGGAGUCUUGCUGUUAAAUACAUUAAGCAAUGUGGGAGGAGCCAUGAAUUCUUCAAGUGACAGUGAGACUUAAAAAAAAAAAAAAAAACAA
This is a messenger RNA of Clarias gariepinus (North African catfish), 5034 nucleotides long. It is a transcript of the gene rptor, whose product is annotated as regulatory associated protein of MTOR, complex 1. The coding region runs from base 439 to 4512 and encodes 1357 amino acids. Gene Ontology annotation, molecular function: protein binding; protein-macromolecule adaptor activity. The record is from RefSeq and is a predicted model, not a curated record. Gene Ontology annotation, biological process: cellular response to starvation; positive regulation of cell growth; regulation of autophagy. The transcript has 36 exons. NCBI's taxonomy places the organism in Eukaryota, Metazoa, Chordata, Actinopteri, Siluriformes, Clariidae. Gene Ontology annotation, cellular component: TORC1 complex; cytoplasm.